AAAGGGGGCGUGACACUGUCAAUGCAGUGUUUUCGCUAAUUCUGCAGACUCCGGCGAAAUUUCAUCGAUUAAUUUUCAUUUCGCCGCCGCGAAGAGAUGAAAAUUGGGAAACUUUGCGUUUUACACGCUUAGGGCAUGGCCAUUUAUUUGCACUGAAUCGCUACCGAUGGUGCUUGUUUCAAGAUAAAUCCCAAAUUUGGCUCGGUCCACUAUUUGGAGAGGAUGCCGAGUUUGGAGCAGCUGUUGCAGGCGGCCAGCAACCCGGCAAACUCUGGCCCGGACACAGCAGCCAUCGACCGCUUCUGCGAGCGAGUGAAUGUCGAACCUGACGGCGCCCUGCUGGCCACCCGUCUGCUUGCGGCCAAAAUCCAAUCCAGUCACGAAUGGGAGGCGCUGCAAGCUUUGCACAUCCUUGAGCACUGCGUCCGCACGUGUCCGUCUCUGCUUCCUGAAGUGGCCAAGUUUCGUUUCCUCAACGAGCUGAUCCGCGUCGUGUCGCCCAAGUACUUGGGUCCUCGCACCGCUCCUGCCAUCAAAAGCAGAGUCCUUGAGAUGCUUUUUGGCUGGACAAGGCAGUAUCCUCAGGAAACAAAGAUCCAGGACGCCUUUGACAUGCUCCGUAAGCAGGGGGUAGUCACAGACGAUCACAUGUCUUCACCAUGCGCUGUUGUGCCACCGAGGCCGUCGGACAAAACUUCAGUGUUUGAGGACGACGAGAAGUCCAAGCUGCUGAAGCGACUUUUGCAGAGCAAACACCCGGACGAUUUGCAGGCGGCCAACAGACUGAUCAAAUCGAUGGUGCGAGAGGACGAGAAGCGCACGGAGAGGCAGUGCAAGGCCACCAGCAAGGUUGAGCAGGUGCAAAACAACUGCCAACUGCUCAUGGAAAUGCUCACGCACUACAACAAAUCUGGUGCCAACACUGCUGACUUGGAGUUAAUGUCUGAAUUGAAACAGACUUGCGAAACUUUGAGGCCAACCCUCAGCAACCUUGCUGAGGAGUGUGCCGACCAGGAGGAAAUUCUCAACGACAUCAUCUCCGCUGGGGAAGAGCUCAGUCGUGUCCUGGAUAUCUACACAGCUGUGAUCCUCCGAGGUGAAAAACUGCCCUUGAGGACAACGUCCGCAGGCGCAUCCCUGCUUGACUUAGGCCAAGACGAAGCCUGCUCCGUGGCGCAGAACAACAAAAGUGACGCCGACCAGCUGAAGGAAAUUUUCAGUUCGGCUGGAAUGAAUUCGGUUGCCGAAUCGACGCCCAUGAGCGCACAGUUGUUGGACGGGCCGUUGUUGAUGGACGCACCGAUCAUGGGCGCCAAAGUGGAGUUGGGGCCUCGAAAAGCCAAUCCCUCCCUAAUGACGGGUUCAGCCGAUUUCAUCUCCUCCCCUACAACUGUCAAAGUGGAGAAAAAACCACACGGUGACCCCCUCAAGGGCCUCGACCUGGACUUCCUCGUUCAAGCCCAAAUGACUGAAGGUCUGCAAAAGAAGCAGAAAAAAAUCAGCACCGGCGAUGAUGCAAUUCUAGAUUUUGAAAACGCAAACCACGGAGACGACUCACUGUUGGACUUUGGAAAGUCGGACAGUCUCCCCGACCUGGAACCUUUAAAUAUGGAUGGGCCUCCUGAAACAAAUUCUAAAAUACCCGCAGAUAUCUUAAACUUGCCUAACGUAAACACAGUUUCCAAAGAUGUCCCAAAACCUGAAAAACCACCGACGGCCACAGUUGAGCCGCAAAGAGCUUCCGAAGAACCUCCGAUAGAUUGUAAAGCUCUUUUAGCCAACCUCACUGUUAGUUUGACUGAAGUGCGUCCAAGUCGAAUCCCCCCAGUGGUGGUUCUGGACCAGCCAGAGGGCCUUCACGUGUCUCUGCACGUGGCCCAGAACUGCCCAAGACCUGGUGUCCGAGUGGUUGUCGUCUCCAUUCAAAGCCGCCUGGCACAACCGCUGGACAGUCUCGUGUGUCAGUGUGUGGUGCCCAGCAAGGCCUGCAAGGUGCGACUCCAACCCCCUUCGGCUUCCGAGCUGCCUGCCUUCAGCCCCUUCCUGCCGCCCCCAGCGGUCACCCAGCUGAUGCUGCUGGCAAACCCAAAGGAGCAGAAAAUCGGCCUCAAAUUAAUGCUGUCCUAUUGUGUGGAUGGUGACCUGGUCACAGAGAUGGGUGAGGUGGAACACUUGCCUUUUGAAGGCUCAACAUAAAUUUGAAAAUUAAAACAAAAAUAUUAUGUGAUCUGAACUCAACUGUUCUCUCGCCUUCAGUUGUUUUAUCUUUGUUGCAAUACGUACGCGUGUGAUUUUUUUCCUCCUUACUUUGAAGUUCCAAUCUUGUUUUUACUGUCCCUUCUUUGACCAGUGAAAUGUAUCCUCACUCAAAAGAAUUAUUAUUAUAUUUUAUGCAUUCCGCCUGUUUCCUUUGACCUGAUAAUGGCACUCACAACUGAUAAAAUGUGUAUGAUUAAAUAUUAGGAAAUUAUAUUGAUAUGAAAUAUAAUAAUAAUGCUUGUAUGAAAAUGAGCUUUAAAUACACAAAAAAAAUCUGUGAAUAUUAGAAAAAUAACCCUAGUUUCUCUGAUGAAAAAUUUGUAGACUUAAGCAAAAGAAACUCUGGCCAGGUAGUUUUUUCAUGUACUGAAGAUAAGAAAAAUUAAUCAAACAAACAUUUUGAUCGAAAAAUUAUGAAUU
Neocloeon triangulifer is the source of this 2679-nucleotide messenger RNA. RefSeq names its product ADP-ribosylation factor-binding protein GGA3 (gene Gga). Gene Ontology annotation, cellular component: trans-Golgi network. The coding region runs from base 223 to 2196 and encodes 657 amino acids. Lineage: Eukaryota; Metazoa; Arthropoda; Insecta; Ephemeroptera; Baetidae. Gene Ontology annotation, molecular function: ubiquitin binding; phosphatidylinositol binding; small GTPase binding. The transcript is spliced from 4 exons. Gene Ontology annotation, biological process: vesicle-mediated transport; intracellular protein transport. The record is from RefSeq and is a predicted model, not a curated record.